Planococcus citri (citrus mealybug) is the source of this 3246-nucleotide messenger RNA. RefSeq lists its product as uncharacterized. Lineage: Eukaryota; Metazoa; Arthropoda; Insecta; Hemiptera; Pseudococcidae. Bases 36 to 3197 code for a protein of 1053 amino acids. The transcript has a single exon. The record is from RefSeq and is a predicted model, not a curated record.
AAACGAAACCGCGACGAAAAAAGCUCCAGAGAAAAAUGUCUACGUUAUUUUCGGUGACGCCGAAUGACGACGUACGAAACGCCUCCGUACAAAACACCGCCGUCUGCCUUUCCUUAUCCAGAAAGCAUUUACCGUUCGAUGAACGCGAACGUAUUAAAAAACGACGCAAACAACUGAACCCAGUUCGACUAUCAUUAGAUUACGUCCGUUCCGACGACUCGAUUAAUGAUAAAGAUGACAACGCUUCCAGUACAGAUUCGUCAUCGGAUAAACAUAUCACAUACUCCUACACCGCCGAACCAUCAACCAGUGCUUUCAGCAAAUCGGACUCAGGCUCCGAUCCUGCCCUCGAAUCUAUCUCCGUACCUUUAAAUUUGACGAAAAAUUCGCGAGUUGAAAGCUUCAUCAACUCUAUUUCCUCGCCUGUGCCAGAAACAUCACUCACAUCAACGAUAUCCAAGUCGAAAGAUGGUUACAGUUCGUCUAGAAUUGUCGAAGAUGUUAAACUCAACCUGUAUGCAGCUCGUAAAGACGAUCUUUCUUCCAAAUACAUUGUCAACCCCAGUUCCCAUUCGCCUUCUGGGACAACCACUGUGAAAAAUCAGAUUACCGAGCCCAUCGAGUCUCCUCCUAAUUACGAACAUUUCCUGGUCGGUAAUUCCUCGUUUCACGAUGAGACUCUGGCUCAGAAAGAUCAAUCUCCUCCAUUUUCACCCAGAACACCUCCAGUAUCAGUGAUGCGAAGCUUAUUCACCAACGCUGUGACUCGUACAUCUUGCCGAAUUUUUAAUCCAGAGGCAUUCUGCAACAUUUGCAACAAAGAGUUCUGCAAUAAGUACUUCUUGAAGACGCAUAAAGCCAACAAACAUGGCGUUUAUUGCGAAACUAAAGAUAAUAAUUCGCCCUCUUCAGCUGAAACGAAUGAGACACCAUCAAAUCCUGUACCUUUGAUGUUCACUUGGAACGUGAAAAACAACAACGUUAAAUUACCAUCGAAUCCUUACCUAAUAAAUGCCAACGCUGUGAAGGAUUCGUCAGCAUUUUGCAACAUUUGCGAAAAAGAAUUCUGCAACAAGUACUUCCUACGUAGACAUAAGGAAAAAAUGCACGGUAUUGUGUCCUAUAAUGAUAGUCGUAAAUCCGAUACCAGUUCUGAUUCUGAUAACAAAACUGGCAAAGAGAACGACGACGGCGAUCGUGAUUUGCACAGGAUAUCAAAUCAUCAAUCCGAUGAUUCUAAACCCUACCCGAGUACUAACUUAUAUCUGGAGAGUAAAUCGAAAAACGAGCUUAACCAAAAUUCAAAAUGCAACGAAUUCGUUAAAAAUGUCGUCAAAGAUGGCAAACUCAAGUACCCGAAGUAUUCCACCAAUAUGACCACAGAUGCUGUAUCAGAUUUCCUCAAAAUAUGCCUCACCAACACAGCAGCUGUGACUAAAUCUUCAUCUUUACCAGCUGCAGAUGAAAGGCUGCCUAAACUACCAUCUUCACAUGACAGGCAAAGCAGAGAGAUCAACGCUAAGCAUGGUCAAUCUUCUGAUGAAGAUUUACAACCAGAGUACUCGAGGAAUUUGCCCAAAGACUGCGACUCCAGCAUAGUGAAUCUUAUAAUUAAAAAGGAACAUCCAUCCCCACCUUCUGAUUUCAACUGCCAACCAAACAUAUCUGUCGCUUUACUCGCCAACGAAUAUAAAUCCAGAAAUCAGCUCUCUAAAUGCAACGUAUCAACUGGUGAAUUUGGUGUCCAGGCUAAAGAAGAAGAUUUCCACGAUAUGAGUGAUAAACCCCCUUUCAAGAUGACUGGAGUUGUGCAACCUGUCGAUGAAUUCCAUCAAUCAGCAGACGACGAGCUUGAUUAUAAAAAAUACCAAUGUGAGUUAUGUUCGAAGAAGAUGUCAACGUUUUCCAUUAUGAAACUGCAUCAUAAAUACGUCCACGCUAUGAACGUCGAAGACACGAUUAAAACCGAAGGCUGUAUCGAAGAAGCCGAGUUCAAGAAAAUGGAGAACAUUUACUUCAUGAUACUGAAAUUCAGCCUUCUAAACACAGUUGUGACGUUUUGCGAAAUAUGUAAAACCGAGUUCGAUAAAAACGACGUGCUCGAGAUGCAUCUAAUGAACAAACAUGGCGCCCUGGUCGAUGAAAUCAGCAGAAUCAUCGAAGAUGCUGGUGUAAAUGGGAUGCUGGUUCCUGCGAUGAAUAUGGGCGAUGGUAAUCUACUGUGUCAAAUUUGUAAUAAGACUUUCACGACGAAUGCCUCCUUCCAACAGCACGUGUACGAGAAAUGUGGCCCCGCACCGGAUUUCAAAGACUAUUCCGAGUAUUUUCCUAGUCUGUCGUUAGAUGACUCAGUUUGCGACUCUUCUAAAACGAGGAAUUUCUGCGAAAUUUGUAAAAAAGAACUAUGCAAUAAGUAUUUCAUGAAGACUCACAUGCAUCGAAUGCACGGUAUCUCACUCCAAAAUGGCGUCCGGAUAGGCGGAGUCACCUGUGAAAUAUGUAACAAGGAACUCUGCAGCAAGUACUUCCUCCGGGUGCAUAAAAAAAACUGUCACGGGAUCAUGGAAAACGUGACACAAUUUGUCACCAACAGAAUAUCAACUCAGCAGCAGCAGCAGCAACAACAACAACCCACACAACACAACGAUAUCGAUAAAGAUGACUACCUAGCUCAAAAACACGUCUCUCAAAUCUGCUCCUUCUGCGGACGUAUUUUCAAAAGCAUGAAGUGGCUGAAAACUCACCUAUUCAACGAUCACGGUAAAAUAGGAGCUGCCAGAUGGCAAGAUAUCCUCAACAGUUUCAACUCAUCCGAGCAGGAAUCAUCUACGGUUAGUUCCGGUACCGAUGACCCCACUGAGUACACGAGUCAGUCAUCUUAUCCAGAAGCAGAUGAUCAGCCACAACCACCAGCCAAGUUGUAUCAAUGUUCCAGUUGCCAGUUCCAGACAUCCAACGUUGAGUUACUGAUUACCCAUCAAAGGUUGCACUUGAAGGCGGGUGAGUUGCAGUAUCGCUGUAUGUACUGCUUUGUUUUUACCAAAGAUAAAAAUUCCUUAGAAGAACAUAUCGCCUAUCAUCAUUUCACCGGUAGUAAUAACGCGCAGAUAGAGUUCAAUCACGACUCGUCGCCUUUUGAUUUAGCCAUUACGAAUGGUAAUUGUGCCAGGGUGAUAGAUUACGAUAGAAGUAACUGAUAGGUAGCAAUUGUUUUUAAACGUCGAAAUAAUUUUAUUCCACUGAAUU